GCUGGAGGCUGAGGUCACUGCCUGCACCCAGGAGCCUCUCCCACCGGCUCCCGCUGCCGGGGCGGGGGCCAUUGACGUAGCGCGGUGCAAGGGCUCUGUCAACAGGUUCCCCCCGCCCCCCGCGCGCUCUAUAAAGUCGGGGCCCGGCGGCUUCGCGGCGCUUCAGCACCAUGGAGAGCGCCCGGCUUGUCGCUCUCCUGAGCGCCACCCUGGUGCUGCUCCUCGGCGCCCGCGGCCAGGAGGAGCCGGAGCUGCAGCCUCGCGCCCUGGACCUCUACUCCACCAUGGAGGACACGUCCCACGAGAAAGAGCUGAUCGAGGCGCUGCAGGAGGUCCUGGCGAAGCUGAAAAGUAAAAGGAUCCCGGUUUACGAGAAGAAGUUCGGCCAAGUCCCCAUGUGUGAUGCUGGCGAGCAGUGUGCAGUGAGGAAAGGAGCUAGAAUUGGGAAGCUCUGCGACUGUCCAAGAGGAACUUCUUGUAACUCUUUUCUUUUGAAGUGCUUAUAAAGAAUUCCCCACGGAACAACAAAAGGACCCAGUGACCUUGCCUGAAAGUAAUACCUAUGCUCACCUGAAGGCAGUGGAGAAAACCUCUUGUGGUUUGUUAUUCAGAGAAAGUCGGUUAGAAAUUCUAAAGAUGCCAGUGCAGUGCCAUGUCUGAUGUUCAGCAUUUGUGCUCUCUUUCUCUGUUUAAUUUUGUCAGUCAAAAUGUGUGUAUCGCUGUGUAAAGGAGUUUCUUAUAUUUGGAAAUUGUAUUUUUGUAUGUGGAAUGUCCUAACGCAAAUUAGAGCUAGACAGCACUUGUAAAUUACAGGCCUUUCCAGAAAUGAACUGAGGGGGAAACAAAGACAAAAUAAUAUAGCAUGUACAAAUUAUACAUAGUGAUGAUUUUAGUUUAUUGCCUUUUUGCGUUACAGUCUAUAAGUCUGCUUCAUGCUAGGGAAAUUGUAUGAUUGGCUACACCAUUCUGUUGACCAGCCCAUUUGGUGAAGCAGCUGCUGCUGCUGGUAUCACUAAGCCGUCAAAGCUCAGCUUUGGUGUCUCAGUUGAAAGACACUUUGGAUGCAGCAUGCUCAUUCCCUAGUGGGUGUGAAGUGCCUCAUUGCAAAAUACCAACUCUCCUGGAAAAAUAAGGAGUGGAUUUCAGAGGUUUCUCCAGCCCUCCUUGAUCAGAAGGGUGACUGCAUUUUGAUUUGGAACACAAAGGUGUAUAUGAGUGUGAGGGGCAAAACUUGGAAAAUAUGGGGAUCCUUCAGCUGUUGUUAGCGAUGCACAGGCACUUCUAUGUGAAAAACUCUGGCCCGGUAUCUUCAUUCAAUUAAGUACAUACAACUCCAUAACGGCCAGUGGGAGAGUGUUCAUGCCUCUGAGGGUAGAAUUUAGAUUUAAGGAUGAUAAUCUUACAAUAUUAGCAUUGUAAAUAUGAGGAAAUCUUGCAUGAAAUUGAUAGGACUCACUGGUAUAGUAACAUCUUCCUGUCUGACUAAAUAAUUGCUUUCCCAGGGCUACUAUAGAGAGAAACUGUCUAGAUUCAUUACCAAAUGAUGCAGAAUGUUUCAAUUAUUUAAAGGCACACAAGACAAAUUAUUCACAUAUUUCUAUAACAAACUGACGUAAAGCUUCUAUUACAUGUUUCAUAGGUGUCCUAUAUAUUUCAAAAAAGUCAUAAUGCGUUUUCAACCUUUAUUUACUUUAUUUACUCUCUGUUAAUAAAAUCAUUGUGACAAGGACAA
Caretta caretta (loggerhead turtle) is the source of this 1732-nucleotide messenger RNA. It is a transcript of the gene CARTPT, whose product is annotated as CART prepropeptide. Gene Ontology annotation, biological process: cellular response to starvation; adult feeding behavior; G protein-coupled receptor signaling pathway. NCBI's taxonomy places the organism in Eukaryota, Metazoa, Chordata, Testudines, Cheloniidae. Gene Ontology annotation, molecular function: neuropeptide hormone activity. The record is from RefSeq and is a predicted model, not a curated record.